AUGUUUUCAAAAGUUCAGUUUACGAAUGAGCAACGAGAACUAUUAAUUUCUGAAGUUCAAUCAAGACCUAUUUUGUGGAAUGAUCGGCAUCCAGAAUACAAAAAAACUGAUAAAACCAACAAAAUGUGGGAAAAAAUAGGAAAAGUAGUUGGUUUUUCAGGUACAAUUGUUAAAGCUAAGUGGAAGAAUCUGAAAGACAAAUUUCGAGUAGAACUACAAAAAAUUCCUAUUGUAAAGGUGGGAUCACACAGCGCGUUGCGCGUCGCGUGGAGUGUGUAUAUACCGCGCAACAACCCACGCAAAGUUCCGCGCGACAACUUGGCGCGCCUGUGUGAUCAGACGGAACAACAAGUUUCUCCUAGGCACGUCUCGUUCUGGAAUCAUCAAUUCUUAUCCAUUGUGAUAGGUACACUAUUCUAA
Molecule: messenger RNA, 420 nt
Organism: Macrosiphum euphorbiae (potato aphid)
Lineage: Eukaryota; Metazoa; Arthropoda; Insecta; Hemiptera; Aphididae
Source: the annotation of a GenBank genome assembly